AUGAGCGAAUCCGAGAAUGCUCGCAGGCUGCAGAGUCUGAUGAUGGCCGAUUUGGGAUCCGCGCGCCGUGAAAUGAUAACUACUAGUGACGAACACAGGCAGGCUCAAGUGCGUAUUGGCGCGAUUGAGUCUCGGAGACAAAUCGCUCCGCAAGAUCAAGCUCAGCUGAACAAGUGGGCAAAUUUGCACAAGGAGGUUAGGGACACUGGAGGAAUGGAAGGACUCCAUGACAUAGCCGCCGGCCAGUCUCAUCGAGCUAAUCUGCAUGCCAUGUUGCAUCCCAAUGGAACUCAGCCCAAAGCCUACAUCAAUCUCCCUAUGAACGCCCCCCUGCGGGUCGCGGUGGUGGCCCUUCGAGGACGAGAGGACGUCCUGACAUUCCUCCCACUCCGGCUCUACGGCAUGCUAGUGCCACACCUACUGCUCAAAGCUGGAAAGAACACAGCUUACAAGAUUAACUGUAGGGCUUUUAGCAUUGUGAAAGGUCGCCCAGGUGGCGCAGGACAGCAUGCUCGUUCUGCUACAGUGUCUCCCGGCCGCGGUUUGGAUCCCGCACUCAGUCGCAAUAUUGAUGACGGUGAUGCUCGUGACCGGGGAAGAGGCCGGAGCCGUGCCCGUGGUAGAGGGAGGGGCAGAGCCCACGAACCGAUUCACAAGGAACCAACUCCGGUUGUCCCCCCUAGAGCCAAACGCCCGCCUCCAAGCAUCGAUUUCUCUCAGAGGAUCACUCAGCCCGCAGACUUCAUGUCCAUAGUUCGUCGCGUGACAGAGCCCCCAAAAUCACCAACACAGAAAAGCAACCCUGCCCAGGGACCAGUUCUUUCCGGCAUGCCAGAGGCCAAGGUCCCAUUGAGCGACAAUAAGGAGAAAAAGCCAGAGAAGGCUGCAAAUCUGCCUCCCAAACCUUCAGUUCCACCAGUGGAGGUCUCGACACGACCAUCUCGCGCUGACUCUGUUGAGAAGAAGGCAUCGACCAAGGGUACUAAUGUCCAGGCUACCAAAUCCAAGACACCUGGGCCGCAUAUUGGACCGUACCCAGUGCAGACACCAAGGUCACCGCCUUCUGCUCCUGUCGCUAAAGGCCCUGUGUCUAAUAAGCCAUCGAAGGCGAUAGCAGCUGCACUCAGUCCUCCCCAGCAAAAAGCACUAGGUGUGCCCGUGGAACAGCUUCCAUGGAAGGUAUCGCCUAACGAGGAACCCCGAAAACAGGCCGGGUUGACUCCGAGCAAGAAACCGCCACCAGUCGCCAGCGGCCCUCCAGCCAAAGUUAGCAAGCAGAUUAUUCCAGCAAGUAAUCAGAAGAUGAAGGGCAAGCAGUCCGCUCCGCCUGAGCCUCUUCCCACCGUAGGUCCAUCUUCUGCCGGCGUGGCAACCGUUGGCGAGGGUCCGGCCACUUCUCCCCAUUCUAAGGCGAAGGCGAAGGCCACCAUUGCGCAAGCGGAUACGGUUGGAAACAUGAAACCCUUCGGUACUUCCGUUGAUCCUGCUGCUGCAGGAGUGGCCAAGCGCAAGCAGACUGCUCCCCCUCAACAUCUUCUUGAUAUGGAUCCACCUUCUACUCGUUUCCCAACUAUUGGCGAGAUUCCAGUAACUCCGACCCGUUCGGAGGCGAAGGCUAUCGAUAGCCCGGGUGCUGCAGAAUUGGCUGGUCUUAAGUUCAUGGACAGACCGGCAGAGACGAAGCCUGCUAGGACCAUUGAUGAAGUCAUUUCGACCAACUUGAUGGAUCGGCCAGCUGUUUUGACACCUAUGGCUCAGUCAACAAGCAAAGAGAAUGUCGACACAUAUGGCCCACAGAUCCUGGAGGAACUUCGUAACCUCGGCAAGGUCAUGCGCCCACCUGGCACUCACGAUGUCGAGAAAAUUGUUGAAUUGAAGCUCCGAGAGAUGAUCGCAAAUGAGCCACUUGUGGCUUCUUGGGCUGCAAAGCGCGACAUUGUCCCGUUUGAGCAGCACCGAUCGCCACCGCCCCCUUCUUCUUUUGGGUCAAUAAUGUCGCCUCCAUCUGCGGAGAAGGGACAGAUCUGGGAUGAACUUCGUGACCUCAGUAAGGUCACGCGCCCACCUGGCGCUCAUGAUAUCGAAAAACUUGUUGAAUCGAAGCUCCGGGAUAUGAUGGCAAAUGAGCCACUUGUGACUUCUUGGGCUGCAAAGCGCGACAUCACCCCGUUCGAGCGGCACCGAUCGCCGCCGCCUCCUUCCUCAUCUGGGUCAAACUCGUCUCGCUCUGCGGAGAAGCAUCAGUCCAAGCCACGCGUGCCUGGUCUCUCGCCUACUCGAAGCGAGGAUUCCGAUAUCAUCACCCGGUUAGAAACACUUCAAGUCUCGGGCAAACUUGCGGCUCCUUUGCAACCACAGCGUGCUACUAACACGGCCCCUGUUCCUAGUCCGAAGCCAAUUGAUGUUUCCAAGAGACCGCCGACCUUCGAUGCUGCUCCUCCACGUCCUCGGGAGGAGAUCAGCAAGAAAUCUCUUCCUCUGCAUAGUUCUAUUCAUGCAGGUCCUGCCCCUUCGUCCACGGUCUCUGGCUCUCCUAAGGCCAGUACCAAUGUUACUCACGCAGGACGAAGCCGAGCCUCCACUCAAACAUUGAGCCCGGAUCAUCCGAAUGUUCGCAAGCAACAGGUUGAUAAGCCACAUGGUGUUCGCGUUAUCGGUCCUGCCCCUUACAUGCCUACCGGCUCUCUUGAGAAUCAGCCUUCUCAGCAGGGUAGGAUUUUCUCUAUGCCUGAUUUUGCCCCACUUGCCCAGCCUAAAGGGCAACCUUUCUCAAUGCCUGAUUUCGCCCCGAUUGCCCAACCCAAAGGAGAGCCUCGUGCCUCUCUUGAAAACCAGGCUCCUCAGCAGGCUAGGCAAUCUUUCUCCAUGCCUGAUUUCGCCCCGGUUGCCCAGCCCAAAGUGAAGACUCGUCUGCCCCCCUUUGAACCCCGUAAGUAA
Molecule: messenger RNA, 2937 nt
Organism: Penicillium bovifimosum
Lineage: Eukaryota; Fungi; Ascomycota; Eurotiomycetes; Eurotiales; Aspergillaceae
Exons: 6
Coding region: 1-2937 (978 amino acids)
Source: RefSeq, a predicted model, not a curated record